This is a messenger RNA of Panthera uncia (snow leopard), 1058 nucleotides long. It is a transcript of the gene FMR1NB, whose product is annotated as FMR1 neighbor. The coding region runs from base 60 to 857 and encodes 265 amino acids. The transcript is spliced from 6 exons. The record is from RefSeq and is a predicted model, not a curated record. NCBI's taxonomy places the organism in Eukaryota, Metazoa, Chordata, Mammalia, Carnivora, Felidae.
GUGCCACGCCAGCGUCACCGCCCGGGGGCGUCGUCUCGGCGAGGCUGCCGUCCGGAGCCAUGCCUUCUGACAGGAGGUCGCUGCGGAAGAGGACCAGGUCGAAGAUGGGCUCGCUGAAGGGGCCGCACUCCAGGGUGAUAAGCUGCGACGCGGGGUGCACCGGGGAGACCCCGGCCAACGAGUCGCACCCGGGAGGCAGCGUCCCCGGGCGCGAGGAUGGCGCGACGGCCGCGCCUCAGGCGGGCUGGCGGGCGUCCCUGGGCGCCGUCGGGGCCUCGACGCGCGGCGCUCUGCUGAAGCUGUGGGCCCACCGGUGCCUCGGGCUGCUCUUGCUCGCCUCGUGCGCCCUGCUGCUCGGGCUGUGCUACUACGUGAGCGCCUGGUCCUCAAAUUCUGUGUCUUCAAGUGAAUAUAAUGUGUGUAGCAGUGAAAAUGCUGAUGGACAAACUCCAGAAAAAACUUCUGCAUGGGAAGCUCUGUUCAAUUUUUUCUUUCCAACAACAUGCAUUCCAAAGCAGAAUCAGGUGGUGAAGGCUUGCAAUGAGCAGCAAGAUUACAACAAGACUGAAUGUUUGGGAUAUAAAUGCUGUUACUCAUCCUUCAAGAUCAGUAACAUCAACUGUUUUGUCCCAUUAAAGGAUAAGCCUACACAGAUGUUCCGGAUGUUUGGGCUUGGUGUGAUCGGCAUGAUCAUCCUGGGAUGUGUGCCCAUUUUUUGCUGCUCUCUUUGGCGGAGGAGCAAAUGGGCCAAUCCUUUAGGAAGGAAAGUCAACAAAAUUGUAAAGGGUGUGAAGAAACAAAAAAAGAAACUAAAGAAGGAUGCUGAGAUGUUAGGGACAGCAGCAGAAGAUGAGUAAAGUUUAGGUGGUGGAAAGCAGUGAGAGAACAAAGCAUUAUUUUCCCACUGAGAAGAAUACAAACCAUUCCAAGCAGAAGAGACUGUCCCAGUCAUCUCAACCCGAUGGAGCAUUUUAGAAGGACAAAAAUUUGUUCUUAUUUUUGUCAUGUUUACUUACAAAUAUGAAAUAAAGUUGAUAGUUCUGUUUUUGUGCAUCAAA